Molecule: messenger RNA, 8821 nt
Organism: Nerophis ophidion (straightnose pipefish)
Lineage: Eukaryota; Metazoa; Chordata; Actinopteri; Syngnathiformes; Syngnathidae
Product: homer protein homolog 3-like
Exons: 10
Coding region: 457-1548 (363 amino acids)
Biological process (GO): G protein-coupled glutamate receptor signaling pathway; regulation of store-operated calcium entry
Cellular component (GO): cytoplasm; dendrite; plasma membrane
Molecular function (GO): G protein-coupled glutamate receptor binding
Source: RefSeq, a predicted model, not a curated record
GGCUUGAAUGGGAUCCCAGUGUGACUUGGCAGUCAAGCGGGAGAGGAGCCAAGCUCAAGUACAGAAGAAGACAAGGCAAAAAGACACUCUCUUUUUUUUUUAUUACCGGCUCUCAUCGGCAUUGUUUCACUCUUUGCGCUCAACUGGAAUUGUCAAGCAGAUUCUCGGCGGGACAUUACUUGGCAGAGUCCGAGCCGCGGUGUUGUUGGCCGACGAAAGCAGCGGACAAAGAAAGGGGAGGCAGGCUGGACUACAACAACUGAUUUGACAAGAAAGCGCCACUGUUGGAAGAAAGACGGAGAGUCGGAAGUGAUUUGUUUAUCCACGGGGGGGAAAAAAUGUGCUUCGAAGCGUUUUGAAGGACAAACAGUAACAGUUCGAGAGAGGCGGAGUUUCUUUUCGGUGAAAAGACUUUCAGCUUUCGGAGUAUGGGAGGAGUUGUCAACCGGCUAUAAAAUGUACCCGCUGCACAGAGAGAGGGAGCAGCCCAUCUACAGUGCCCGAGCUCACGUGUUCCAGAUUGACCCGGCCACCAAACGCAACUGGCUGCCAGCCAGCAAGCAUGCCGCCACGGUGUCCUUCUUCUACGAUGCCAACCGCAGCGUCUACCGCAUCAUCAGCGUGGGUGGGACUAAAGCUAUCAUCAACAGCACCAUCACCCCGAACAUGACUUUCACCAAAACCUCCCAGAAGUUUGGCCAGUGGGCUGACAGUCGGGCAAACACGGUUUACGGCCUCGGCUUCUCUACAGAGCAGCAGCUUCAGCAGUUUGCUGAACAGUUUAGGGAGGUGAAGGAGGCAGCUCGUCUGGCCAGAGAGAAGUCCCAGGAGAGGUACGAACUGGCCAACCCUGCUCUCAACAUCGCUGCCCCACAGGAGCUGUCGGAGGAAUGUCACUCACCACCGCUGCUGACAGUCAACGGGCCAGGAGAGGAAAAGCUGUUUCGCAGUAAAAGUGCAGAAGUGGAGCUCACGGUAGAGAAGGAGAGGGUCAAAAAGAUGCUGUCUGAAGGGUCCAUGUGUGAAAUCAACUUGGAGGCAGAGCUCUUCACUCUACAAGACAGUAACGCCAAGCUGGUAGCAGCACUGCAAGAAGCCAACAGCAGCGUGGUGCAGUGGAAGCAGCAAUUGGCUGAGUACCAGGAAGAGACCGAUCGCCUUAGGGAGCAGGUGGCAGAGUUGGAGGCACAGCUUGGCCAUCCCGCUGCUGCUCACGCUGAUAGCGAGGAGCUCAGCCGCUCACUGGAAGAGCUGGAAACCCUGCUGAGCAUCAAGGAACAGGAGAUACACAGUCUACAGAGCAAGACAACAGACGUGGGGCAGCUGGAGAGGGAGAGAGAAGAGGCUAUUCACAGACUCAAGGACCUUGAGAGGCGAAACACUGAGCUGGAAGGUCAAGUUCAGAGCGCUGAAAAGACACUGGCCUCCAGCAGGGACGAGCGGGACAAAGCGGAGGUCGAGGUCCAACACAUCAUCCAGGCGCUCGAUGUCAAAAUAUGUGAUUUGAAUGACCUGAGACAAAGUUUGGCCAAACUCAUGGAUAAGUAGUCCCGACUGCAGGCGGGCUGCAUCUCCACAGUCAAGGCGGGUUUUCCUUCACUUUCACUUUAUUACACAAUAAUAAUCUACUUUCUUACAUGUACGUAGCAAUACUGUUCUAGUACUAUCAUGUGUAACAUCUGAUGUGCUACUCUGCCUGCGUUCACACUUGUGGCUCUGCACUCGUCUGCAGCCAACAUUUUUCAAACUUAGCAUUCACAUUUGUAUUUUUAUUAUUGAACCAAAGACCGCGCAGUUAUAAUAACAUUAGGCGUGAUCAAAUCUGCAAAUAUUAUUAGUAUUGAACUGAAAUAGUGGUAAAUACAGGUCCAGUAUUUCCGUUGUGGAUAUUAAGAUCAUUGAAUCAUUUUGUGAUUGUGCCUUUUAUUUGUUAAUCAUGAUUAUGAUCAAACAUUUUAGGCAAACCAAAAAAACAUUUAUAUCAACAAGUACAUUUUGAAAAAAAAAACAAUACAUAACAAUGUAAACAAAUUUGGGCUGUGAAUCUUUGGGCACCACACGAUUCGAUUCCUGGGGGGUAACAAUUCGAUUCAGAAUCAAAUCUCGAUAUAAAGUUAAUACUUUAAAAAUAUUGGGUGCCAGUUCUAUGAUUGACUACAUUCCUCCAUAAAAUAGAUAAACAGCUCCAACAAAUUUCUAUAUUACUUAAAGGAAAACUGUUUUUGUUUAAUAAAAUUCUACCUAAAUAUUUAAUAAAGUCAAAUACAAUCAAGGCAACAAGAGAAGUAUCUCACACUUCUCUUUUCAAAAGUGAAUCUGUACAGCAGAUAUGGGCAUCUACAUCAACAAUAUAAUUUUCCUGAGUGGCUGGACAGGAACGAUUUUUUAAAAAUAUAUAUUUUUAAUCGAUUAUAGAUUUUUUUUAAUCGAUUAAGAAUUACAUCUCAUUCGAAAAUGUAUUUUUUUUACACCUCUAGUAAAAAUAUCACCAAAAUAGUACAACUAUUUAUUUAUCAUUACAUACAACUGUAGUAAAAUAGGUCAACAAAAGCAAAAACUAUUAUUGGCUGUCAUUCAAAUCCUUUGUAUGAUUGCCCCCAGGGCCGUCUUGUGUCCAAUGAGUUUUUAACGGUUUAAAAUAAUCAACUAGAAAAGCACGGACCUAAGCCAGGCCAUUUGUCCCAAUAGUGAAAAAUUCAUAAAUCCAAGAACAGCCCCAAAAAUUUAAUUAAUUGUUCCUUAUUCCAUUUUUGGCAUUUCCUGCAAUUCUUAAAUUUUCCCCAUUAAUGACAUUUUCUAAAAGGUAGAUGAAAAUCCCCCCAUAACUGUUUAUGCUAUCUGUAUCUAAAGUUUGAUGAAAGGAACUUAGUGAACACUCUUGUAUGUCUCCACUAUCUUUGUCUCUGUGGUGCCGCCAACACACACACACAUUGACUUACAUUUGUGUGCGUGCACAUAAGGCAACAUAGUGGAAAUGAUCCAGAUCAGGUGUUCCUUAUACGUUAUUUCCUUUAAAGUAUCAUGAAAAUCUGCACGUAACUUUUGGAGUUAUUUUGCUAACUAUAACUGACAGAAAAAGGAAACAACGAUACUGAUCAGUGGCACAUCCUUAAUUCUUAGUCCUUUUUUUUUUCCUGGACUGUGGAAAUGCAACCCACCUGAGUAUAGUCAGGGGAUAAACAUGUGAAGAUUGAAAAGCUUGACAGUCAUCACCCAGCAGCCAGAAGCUCUUCAGAGUUGAGCACAAAACCAUCAGUGGAUCAGCAACAUGUAUUUUACCCACUACUUUAUUUCAGCUGCCCUACUCUCCACUCGCUCUAUUAUUCAUGUUGAUCGUAAAGGAGAAGUAGAAAAGAUGCUAAGUUGGCAGCGUCAUUCCCUCCAUUGCGUCUGAAUCAGCGAUUCCAUUCGAUUAAUGUAUGUGCCAAGUUUGAUUUUGUUUACAUUUGUUAACGCCAUAAUUAUUACCAGGAAGAAGGAAGGAAGUGUGCAGAGAACAGUUUCAACCCAGGAGAACUGCAAAACUUCUGUAGUUAAACACAGUUUGUGUGCGUGUGUGUAAGUAUUACAUUACUCAACAGUGUACAACUUGUAAGAAGCACAACUGUAUGAAUUUACUAAAUGGGUACUUGACUGACUUUGUGAAACCGAAGCAAAACUAAAAAGCAUUGUACCUCCUAAUCAUUUCCUCUGCAUUUGACAGGUGUGGUGUAAGCUUCUGCAGCAGCAAAUGUGAUUUAAAUUAGCUUCUAGAUAAAUCUAGCCACCUGUAGGGUGCAGUUUCACCUCAUAAUAACAAAACCCAAAACCAGUGAAGUUGGUACGUUGUGUAAAUUGUAAAUAAAAAACAGAAUACAAUGAUUCACAAAUCCUUUUCAACCUAAAUAAAAUUGGUAAACUUUGUUAUUUUUUGCAAAUAUUAGCUCAUUUGGAAUUUGUUGCCUGCCACAUGUUUCAAAAAAGCUGGCACAAGUGGAAAAAAAAAGUCUGAGAAAGUUCAGGAAUGCUCAUCAAACACUUAUUUGGAACAUCCCACAGGUGAACAGGCUAAUUGGGAAUAGGUGGGUGCCAUGAUUGGGUACAAAAGAAGCUUCCAUGAUAUGCUCAGUCAUUCACAAACAAUGAUGGGAUGAGGGUCACCACUUUGUGAACAUAGCGUGAGCAAAUUGUCGAACAGUUUAAGAACAACAUUUCUCAACGAGCUCUUGCAGGGAAUUUACGGAUUUCACCAUCUACAGUCCAUAAUAUUAUCAAAAGUUUCUGAGAAUCUGGAGAAAUCACUGCACGUAAGCAGCAAGGGUGAAAACAUUGAAUGCCCGUGACCUUCGAUCCCUCAGGCGGUACUGCAUCAAAAAUCGACAUCAUUGUGUAAAGGAUCUCACCACAUCUAAGAUGGACUGAUGGAAAGUGGAAAAUUGUUCUAAAUCCACAUUUCAAAUUGUUUUUGGAAACUGAGGAAGAGGAAAAGAACCAUCCGGACUGUUAAAGGCACACAGUUCGAAAGCCAGCAUCUGUGAUGGUAUGGGAGUGUAUUAAUGACCAAGGCAUGGGUAACUUACACAUCUGUGAAGGCACCAUUAAUGCUGAAAGGUACAUACAGGUUUUGGAGCAACAUAUGUUGCCAUCCAAGCAACAUGUUUUUUAUGGACGCCCCUGCUUAUUUCAGCAGGACAAUGACAAUGACAAUGCCACGCUGUUGCGUAACUUCGUAGUAAAAGACUGCGUAUACUAGACUGGCCUGCCAGUAGUCCAGACCUGUCUCCCAUUGAAAUUGUGUGACGCAUUAUGAAGCUUAAAAUACAACAACGGAGACCCCGGACUGUUGAACAACUUAAGCUGUAAAUCAAGCAACAGUGGCAAAUAAUUCCAUCUGAAAAGCUUCAAAAAUUGGUCUCUUCAGUUCCCAAACGUUCACUGAGUGUUGUUAAAAGGAAAGGCCAUGUAACACAGUGGUAAAACUGCCCUUAUGCCAACUUUUUGCAAUGUGUUGCUGUCAUUAAAUUAUUUGCAAAAACUAUUUUAAGUUUCUUAGUUCAAACAUUAAAUAUCUUGUAUUUGCAGUCUAUUCAAUUGAAUUUAAGUUGAAAAGGAUUUGCAAAUCAUUGUCUUCUGUUUAUAUUUACGAUUUAAACAAUGUGCCAACUUCACUGGUUGUGGGUUUUUUAUUAACAUUUUGAAGGAAGUAUUUUGUUUAUCAUUACAACUACUUUUUCUCAAGUGGUCAGAAUAUUAGUUCGCUGGGAAAGGAAUGUAGUUCUAACAAGUUUCACUGUGAUUUUAUUCCUAUCAGCUUCACAUUUCAUCAUCCCAGCAACUUAUUUCACCAUCUGGCAGUUCUGACCUCAGCAGCCAUAUGCAAGCCUCUAUGUAUACUUUUGAAGUUUUUCACUACUCCUUUGUGGUAAAAAAAAAUUAUAAUAAAUCUACACUUCACUUAUUAGCAAGGCAGCGUAUUUAGCAUGACAGCUUUUAACUACAGGCCAGAAAAUCAAACACACGGUGGUUCUUAGGCUGAGCAAACACAUUUGCAAACCGCAAAAAUACUUGUACAGUAGUACUGUACCUUGGUAGUAAAUUCUUCCAAAAGAUCAGACAAAGACAGAACCGAUACAUGUUUUCCCAUAAGAAAUAGUGAAAAUCUAAUUCAUCCGUUACCUACAGACAAAAAUACUACCACAUGACUUUUUGUAGAAAAUUGUUAUAGUUUUACAUGCAGAAAACAAAGAAAUAACAAAUUAAUAUCAGUUUUACCUUUUUUUGAAGACUAGUUGGCGAAAAGCAGAAGUGGAGGGAGCCAUCUUCCUGCUUUGCUCUGAGUACUUUCUGAAUGUUUCUCCUCUUCUUUACCAAAGUGCUCCCACAUGAUACUUUCUUCGGCCAGUCGUACUGAUAAAAGAAAGCAAAGACUGAGUCACCAACCUGUAGGAUUUAUUAUCUUUGGACACUUGAUUCCACGGGAUGAUUGACUUACUUGUUUUGCGCAAUUGUUUGUCCGUACAAUAACUGGGACAAGACAUGAAAACCGGGGUAAAAUUUUGCAAAGAUUUUCAUCAAACUGAAUAACAAAAUAUGUGGGGUGCAUAAAAACUAACUAAAAAACUGCGGUACAAACAGUAUUAUUUCAUGAUCUCAACACAUAAAUGUUUGAAAUCAUAUUUUCUCUUUAGUUGCACUUGUGAUAUUUCUAUAGCUUCUGAUUGCUGGCAUGCAACACAUUUUGAUAAGACUUAUUUUGCACAUCGUUUGCACAAAUAUUUAGUAGUUUUUACUGUUUUUGUUGCUCAAAAAGGACAAAUCCAUCCAUGGUAAUAUUUUCACCAUCAAUGAAACUGAUUUGUUUUUGUGUAACCACCCAUAUUGUGUCCUCUCAUACUAAACAAGACUGGAAAUGGGAAAUUGUAUAAUUUAUCAUACAAGUUUUUUUCUGUGCUAACUGUAGAGUUAGACCUUAUAAGGUGUCAUAUGUAAUAAUUUCAUGUCAAGUCAUUAGAUGGCCCUCAUAUGUCAAAAGGCAUUAACAAAUCAUGUUCUUUUCGAAUACCUGUAUAACUAAUAACGGUAGUUCAGCUGGGAUAUGCUUAUUUCAAAAUUAGUUUUACAGACUCAAAAAUAUUAUUGUUUUCAUUUCAAUGCCCCGGCCUCCACCGUUUGACCAAUUAAAGUCUGUCAGUGUGUCACAUCCAGUUUGCCAGUUACGCAACGCUCACUUCGUCUAGCUACUGCCAAUGGUGAAGUUACUAAACAUGUCAGACCUUAGUAAAUCCAAAAGGCGUCGUUACGAUUCUCAACUUUUUCAUGACAAAACGAGGAUCUUUGAAAGAUGGAGACGAUUGAAGGCAGAGCAGAUUUUUACAUCUGAUGCCAAACUUGCUAAUUUCCUCCUUCAUAGGUAAUUCAGGCAUUUAUGUUUAUUUAUUACUUGUAAUAAAUGGAAAUUGACAUUUUUUAUGUUAACUAUAUUGUCCAACACAGUCUUGUUUAACAAAACUAGUAUGUUCGUGCAAUGAAUGCACCAUUACACAAGUGUAGCUUACGGGUUAUACUUAUACUUCUGUAGCGCUUUUUUCUACCUUUAACCUCUAAAGUCCUCAGUGGCCACAUACGUGGACAGCACCUUUUAGCUCUUAUUUCCAAUAUUGUGUACACUACUGAAUUGGGGUCUUACGGCCCUUAUGUGGACAACAAUACUGUUAUCUGGUGGUGUCAGAAGAGUAUAACCUACAAUGGAAUUUGGGGAAAAAAGUGUAAAAGUAAGAAUUAGCAUGUCACUAAACAUGAAGUACACGUUUGUUACUUUUGGUCUAAACACAUCAUAUAACAAGAUAAUUAUUAGUUUUUUAUUCUAAUUAGGGCCCAAUAAGCCCAAAUAGCAAAGGUCAAUUUAAAAAAGCAUGUAAACAAACAGCUUGGGCCUUAGGAGUUAAGGUACUCAUAGCGCUUUGACACUAUUUCCACAUUCACCCAUUGAGUUGCCAUGCAAGGCGCUAACCAGGACCCAUCAGGAGCAAGGGUGAAGUGUCUUGCUCAAGGACACAACGGACGUGACUCGGAUGAUAGAAGGUGGGGAUUGAACCAGGAACCCUCAGGUUGCUGGCACAGCCACUCUCCCAUGCCGUCCCUACGCUUAGCACACUAGCCCGGUCAAUGACACAUCGACAAGCCUGUAUGUCAAUGUGUCAUCCAACUGACAGGGCAAAAUGUAUUUUUUGAUAUUUUGCCCUCUGUGGAUAUGGGUAGUGUCAGUGCCUAUUUUGCCCUCUGUGGAUAUGGGUAGUGUCAGUGCCUAUUUCGUUCUCAAUAUGCUGUUACGCUGAGGAAAUACGUUCCAACAUUAUUACGGCUAAUUACGGUUUCUGGUACUGUAUGUGCAUCAGGCACAUAUGGGGUGGUAUUUGGCACAUUAUAAUGCAUUACAUUUACUUUGUGUAUUGACAUGGUAGUAGGCAAUAUGAUUUAUGCGAAACAUGGUUUCUGCGUAACGUGGGAUGGCUCAUAGAAUUGCACUCUGCACUGAAAAAUGGUGAUGUGCGUACAUGAAAGAGAAUGCAGUGCGUCAGAUUGGAUGCAACAUGGAAUUAUGCUGAAUGAAGUGUGGCAGUAAUUUUACCGUGGGCCUUGGCUUGCCUUCAAAGUAGGCCUAUACGAUUAUAUAAUAUAUAUUGUUAUGUAUAAUUAGUUCGAAGGUGGUCCGUGUGGUCAAACUCGACAUUUUAGCAGGGUAAUGCCAACAAUCUGUUCCGACUCCCGACAAAAAUUUUGUUGCGUAACUUUACAAAUAUAUUUGGCUAAUCGUCAUCAGUAAAAGAUGGCAUAAUUUCAUCGUAAACCAUCUUAAAAGAAGCAUAAACAAGAGAAACCUACAGCCUAGGACUUGUCGAUUGCCAUUUGAAGUUCCUUGGGUUGGGAUUCGGCUGUGUAUCUGGCAACCUCAGUCACGGAAAGAGGGGGGGGGACUACGGAAUUUUGAGCGUGACUGCAGUGCCAUUUCUGGCCACAUUACUACAUAUGGCACCUUUAAAAUAUCUCAGCAAUGGAACACAGAACCAAAGAAGUGUUACCACCUAAAAUGGAAUUAGCACAAGGCCUUCUGCACAAAUGACUGAAUUACCUUCUCUAAACUGUAUUUUCACCUUUUACAUAAAUGCUCGUUAGAUUGUAGUUUUGUCAUAAUGAAGAUAGCAAAUUGGGAAAACUGGUAAUUGUCUAUUCAAGGCCGUAACCCAAAUUUUUCAUGAGUGAAUUUUAAAGUUGGGUUUAUACGUGAGAUUGAUCUUAUAUAUGUAAAUAAGUCUUGCAGCAUUAAAAUUCUGCCAUGCUUAAA